AUGGCAGAGAGAUUAGAAGAUUUAAAUUUACCUAAUAAUACAGUACAGAAAAUUAUUAAGGAGGCGCUUCCUGAAUCUGUUAAUAUAGGAAAAGAUGCCAGAUCUGCUUUGUCCAGAGCUGCUUCAGUGUUUGUUUUAUAUGUUACUUCUCAAGCAUCUAAUGAAGCUCAAAAAAAUAAUAGAAAGACGUUAAUUGCAAGCGAUGUUUUAAAAGCAUUACAAGAAUUGGAGUUUGAAAAUUUUGUAGAACCUUUAGAAGAAAUUUUAAAAGAAUAUAAAAAUUCCAAAUCAAAAAAGCAAGUUAAAAUUAAAAAACCUAGUGGUGAAGAACACACUGAGAUGGAAGAGGGUGAUGAAGUUCAAGAGGUUGUAGAUGAUGAAUAA
This is a messenger RNA of Diabrotica balteata, 384 nucleotides long. The record is from the annotation of a GenBank genome assembly. NCBI's taxonomy places the organism in Eukaryota, Metazoa, Arthropoda, Insecta, Coleoptera, Chrysomelidae.